AUGUUUCUCCCACUCCUGCACCCGACUCUCAUCACCGCAUCCGAAGAAGAGCAACAACCCGCCCUAUCAGCAGCCCAGCGCGUCCUCGGAAUCGGAGAACUGCUCGAAAACAUUUUAUUAUUCGUCAACCAAGCAGAUCUCCUCCGCUGCCGUCGCGUCAGUUCCAAAUUCCUCCAAACCGUCACCUCCUCCAAACCCUUACGACGCGCACUCUUCCUCGAAGUCGACGACUCCUCCUCCUCCAACAACAUUCGCUAUCAAAACGUCAAUCCCCUCGCUCCCACCUGGUUUCGCCAAAAAAAAAUCGGCUACCGAAGCAGCACCAUCGCCGCAGGAAUCGAUCUCGUAGAUUUGUGGGCGCAAUCGCAACUUGCAUGUGAUGAUAAUCAUGUGAAACCGCUGUGGCAUCGAAUGCACAUUUCGCAGUCUAAGACCAAAACGUGUGUCAUACCUGUGGGCGCGUGGGCGACGAUUUUCUUUCGACGGAGCUUUCCCGAUGGUAUGACGUUUUUGGAUUUGCAGACUUCGUUGAUUUCGGCGUUUGAGAUUCGUAAGGGGAGGAAAUCGAGUUUGGAGAGGUUGAGGGAGCUUUCGGAGGAUAAUUCGGUGUUGAUUUAUUGGUCUUGAGGCUUUUGUUGUUGUUGUUGUUGUUGAUGAUGAUGAUCUUGUCGUGAUGAUGAGGCUGGCUUUAUUCUAUAGACCUUGGCCUCGGAAAAUUCAAGUCUAUGGCCGGUCAACCUCAGUUCGUGAUAUACCAGAGCUCAAAGGGGGGAUUUGCAAGUAGCACCAGAAAGUGAAAAGAGAGGUGUGCACAUAUAUCUGUAGAGUU
Sphaerulina musiva SO2202 is the source of this 829-nucleotide messenger RNA. RefSeq lists its product as uncharacterized. The transcript has a single exon. The coding region runs from base 1 to 627 and encodes 208 amino acids. NCBI's taxonomy places the organism in Eukaryota, Fungi, Ascomycota, Dothideomycetes, Mycosphaerellales, Mycosphaerellaceae. Gene Ontology annotation, molecular function: protein binding. The record is from RefSeq and is a predicted model, not a curated record.